UCUCGUAUACUGCACUACUGUACUAUGAUGUUUCAUAUUUAAUAUGAUUAGAAAAGCAUAGAUUUAAUGUAGGUAGCACGCUUAUUCUAAAUAAUUUAGAAAACAUUUUUCUAUCAAUAUUUUAUAUUUUUUUUAUAUAUACCAAUUCUAGGUAAGGAAGUCAUUCUUCAGUUAUUUUUCAUGAUGGUAUUUAUGCUUCUGACUGUUUUCUCUUUGGACAGACAACAGAUGCUUGUUGGUCUCUCACUGACAAUGAAGUGGACUUUAAUCCUCCUCCUUGGUAGCUCCAUGGUUGAGACUGCCUUGAGCUGGACGUAUCAUUACUCAGACAAGACCAUGAACUGGACUCAAGCUCGGCAGUGGUGCCAGACCACUUACACAGACAUGGUGGUCCUCCAAAACCAGGAAGAGAAUGACUAUCUGGUCUCAAAGCUCCCAAAAAAACGUAAAGGUCCAUAUUAUUGGAUUGGAAUCACUAAAAACCACAAGAAUGAAACUUGGACCUGGGUUGGGAAUAACAGCACGUGGAUUGGAGAGCAGUCGUGGGCAGAAAACGAGCCCAACAAUGACCACAGCACAGAGUUUUGUGUGGAGAUGUACCUGAACACAGGAAAAAACCGAGGGAAGUGGAAUGAUCAGAAAUGCGACAAAGCAAAUCAUCCUGUUUGUUAUAAAGCCCAGUGUAAUGCAACCUCAUGUGAGAGAGGAAGAUGCCUGGAGACCGUGGAAAACACAACCUGUCUCUGUGAAUCUGGCUUUAAAGGAGACAGGUGCCAAACAGCUGUGGAAUGCCCCCCUCUGUCUCAGCCUGAUAACGGGUACCUUAGCUGUUCAGGAGGAAACCUCACAUUCAACUCAACCUGUCGAUUUAAAUGCUACUCAGGAUUCCUGAUGAUAGGCUCGCCCUCUGUUACCUGUGGGGUCACCGGGGUCUGGAGCGGCCCAAGGCCUGCAUGUGCAAGCUAUAAAAGGGCUCUGAUGAUUGUGGCUGGGUGUGGAGCCUUCUCUGCCCUCUGCUGUAUCUGUUUCUGCUGGAUGAAACGUAGAAAAAGAAAGAAACUUGCCCAAGUAAGGCAGUCUGAAGAAGCCACAAGCCCACCCAGUGAGGCAUAAAGAUGAAGGAUGACUGGAACUUCCUCUAUGUAGACCUAUAAUGACCCGAGUGCAGUUGCUUGUUUUAAUUUUAGUGUGUUGUUAUAAAUAAAUCCAAAUAGUCACAAACUGUAGGUUGUAUCAGUUAUAGCUCGACAUUUUGUCUGCAUGUUAAAGCUUAACUUAGGUAAACUGCAUGGAUAUAAACUGUGUGUGUGUGUGCAUGUGAUGGUUUAAUAUCAGGUCAAGCAUGAAGUAUGUAAACUCAGAACAUUCAUUUGAUAACAUUAGAGGUGCAUUUUUUGUGAUAUCUUUGUGAAAGAUAAAUUUAAUUAAAUAAAACACAUUUUAA
Messenger RNA from Scatophagus argus, 1444 nucleotides. Its product is annotated as L-selectin-like. The transcript is spliced from 7 exons. Lineage: Eukaryota; Metazoa; Chordata; Actinopteri; Scatophagidae. The coding region runs from base 181 to 1113 and encodes 310 amino acids. The record is from RefSeq and is a predicted model, not a curated record.